GGCAUCAAGAGGUGGACAGAUGGUUUAGUGUGGAGCCCUUCGCGUAUUAUGGGCAAUUUUCUAAUUUAUCGUGAGCUCAACAAGAAAUCCAGUUCAAAGCAGAAUAUACGGAAACGUUUCACAACAUCUGAUCCUACUAGCCCUACAAGAACGUGUUCAAGUUUUGAUCAAUCCAGUUUCCAACGUACACGAGAGCGUCAACUUGUGGGCAGCUUAUCUGAAUUAUAUCAUUUCAAGGAGAAUGGGCUGAUUAAAAAAACAAUAUCGUUGGUUGUUUAUGGAUCACCGCUUCAUCUGAUUUCUUAUUAUAACCCUGAUGAUGUUUUGCAAUAUCAGCUUCACACUCCCUCGGUUGUACCCGAAUUGGCUAAUUUAGAGAUUUCUCCUGAGCUAUUAUCAAGACAAAAUUUUAGGAUACCGCCUAUGAUUGAACCAGACAAUCAGUACAGCAACAAGAAUAACGAGAGCAGCAGUGUCAGCCAGAGUAUGCUGUCACCACCUACGCCCACUCAAUCUACGCCGAAUACGCCAUUACCACAACAGAUAUUUAGACAAUACCCAUCUUCGUCUACACCAAUGCAAGCACCAUUGUAUCCAGAAAAAGAAGUAAACAGUCCAAAUAGAAUACACUAUCAACAGCAACAACACCAAGAAAAGGAGCAGCAAGGGCAGGAUAUCCAUAUUCCACCUAUUAUGAAUACAAACAAUACCUUUUAUCUGUAAUUUUUUCACAAUUUUCUUCUUAGGCUAAAACAAGCAUGAAUAAAAUUCUACAAAAGCCUUCCUCUCUCUUUCUCUCUUUCUUUCUUUUUAAUUAGAUUCACUUUUCUUUAUCCUCUCUUAUUUUGAGUCCAUUUAGAAAAAAAAACAACAACAGAUAGUUUGUCUAAAUUAUCAUGCAAUUGUCAUAAUAAACAUACUCUUGUAAUUCUUAAUUGAACCAUGUCAAAAUCAUGCCGCUUAUGAUAAAAGCUUCAGGCAAAAGAAUUGAUAACUAGUAUAGGGGUCAAGAAGAUCAGAAAGUGUCUGAGAAUCUAUUUCAG
Messenger RNA from Gilbertella persicaria, 1043 nucleotides. RefSeq names its product Gti1/Pac2 family-domain-containing protein. The record is from RefSeq and is a predicted model, not a curated record. NCBI's taxonomy places the organism in Eukaryota, Fungi, Mucoromycota, Mucoromycetes, Mucorales, Choanephoraceae. The coding region runs from base 49 to 723 and encodes 224 amino acids. The transcript has 2 exons. Gene Ontology annotation, molecular function: DNA binding.